Molecule: messenger RNA, 947 nt
Organism: Cuscuta europaea
Lineage: Eukaryota; Viridiplantae; Streptophyta; Magnoliopsida; Solanales; Convolvulaceae
Source: the annotation of a GenBank genome assembly
CGAUGAAAGUCGGAUGUACGGCUUGGAGGGAGAUCUUUCAUUUAGUUCGAGAUCCACCCUACAAUAUGGGGUAAAAAAAGCCAAAAUAAGUGAUUUUAGCCCUUAUAAACAGAAAACUGAUUCUUGAACCCCUUUCACGCUCAUGUCACGUCGAGGUACUACAAAAAAAAAACAGCAAAAUCCGAUCCAAUCUAUCGUAAUCGAUUAGUUAACAUGUUGGUUAACCGUAUUCUGAAAAACGGAAAAAAAUCAUUGGCUUAUCAAAUUAUCUAUCGAGCCGUGAAAAAAAUUCAACAAAAGACAAAAAAAAAUCCACUAUCCGUUUUACGUCAAGCAAUAGGUCGAGUCACUCCCGAUAUAACAGUCAAAGCAAGACGGGUAGGUGGAUCAACUCACCAAGUUCCCGUUGAAAUAGGAUCCACACAAGGAAAAGCACUUGCGAUUCGUUGGUUAUUAGCGGCAUCCCGAAAACGUCCAGGAAAAGAUAUGGCUUUCAAAUUAAGUUCCGAAUUAGUCGAUGCUGCCAAAGGGAGUGGCGCUGCCAUACGCAAAAAGGAAGAGACUCAUAGAAUGGCAGAGUCAAAUAGAGCUUUUGCGCAUUUUCGUUAAUCCAUGAAUAGAGUUUGAGGGUCUGGUCUGGUCUAUCCAGCUUAAUUGGAAAAGAAUCAAGAGAAAAAGUAAAUAAUCACAAGUAAUAUAAAUUGAUUUCGAAAAAUUGACACAUAAAUCAGGAAUAAACUAAACUCUCUCGGGGACUUUUUUAAAGAGGAACCUCGUGUGAAUACCAUGCAAUUGGCACUUUUUUUUAUUUUAAUUGGAAGCAGUUACUAAUUCAUGAGCUAGGAGAUAUACAGAAUGAAAACUUCAUUUUAUAAAAAAGAUAAUACCUUGGUUAGAUUUCAUCUCUUCAACAAGUUUAGUAAUGAGCAUAAUGGCCUAUUGUUCCG